UGUUUCUUUGAAAUCCAUUGAAACCAGAAUAUCAUGUUUGCAGUUCCAGAAUCUCCAUAAGAACUUGAGAACAUGAAUUUAACCAACUGUACGAGAGCGGUAGAGUUUAUCCUGGUUGGACUGCCAAGUGUAGAGCGAAUGGAAAGUGUGAUGCAUACAGGGAUCUUUCUGCUCUACCUUCUCUGUCUGAUGGGCAAUGGACUCAUCAUUGUCAUGGUAAUUUUGGACCCUCAUCUCCAGAAGCCCAUGUAUUUCUUCCUUAGCAACCUGUCUUGCAUUGACAUUGGACACACCACAGCCUUUAUUCCUAAAUUGCUGGUCAACUAUCUCUCUGCAAACAAUUCCAUCUGCUUCUACUGCUGUAUAACACAGCUGUUCUUUUACUUCUUCUUUGGCAUUACAGAAUUUUUCGUCAUCACUUUGAUAUCUUUGGACAGAUUCUUAGCCAUUUGCUAUCCUUUGAGAUACGCCACCAUCAUGACUUCUGGGCUUUGCUUUAAGUUAUCGAUGACUGCGUGGUUUGUGGUUCUUCUCUAUACAACUUCUCAAGUAAUAAUGGUAGCUAACCUACCCUAUUGCACAUUCAACAUUAUCAAUCAUUUCUUUUGUGAUGCUGGACCUCUAUUAAAGAUUGCAGGAGGAGAUACACAUCUAAUUGAAGCCCUGAGUUUCCUUAGUACUGUAGUUGUGGUGAUGUCCUCCCUGCUUUUCACCCUCAUUUCUUACCUCUUCAUCAUCUUCACCAUUCUCCGAAUGUCUUCAACAACCAGACAGCAGAGGGCCUUUUCUACCUGUGCUUCCCACCUGGUUGUGGUCUGCAUUUUGUACGGAUCAGUCUUUUUUGUCUAUUUAAGGCCUACAAUGAAGAAUUCUUCCUUUGGUAUAAUCCGCUCUGUUUCUGUGGUGCAUACUACUGUUGCUCCAGUGCUCAAUCCAUUUGUUUAUACUAUUAGGAACAAUGAAGUGAAAGAAGCCAUUUGGAAAGCAUUAAGAAAAAAGACUCCAGCUUUCCCUAAAAUCUAACCCCAGACUUGUUAGGAGGAGCAAUCCCAAUUCUUCAAGAUGAGGAGUGGGUGAACUAUCCAUAAUACAAGCAACCAAGUUAUAGUCAUAAGAAGCUAAGGAGAUAGGUAAUAGGAAAAAUGAAGAAAUGAGAAUGAUAAUAAGCAAUACAGCCAUCCUAGUUGGUUUGACAUCCUAGGGCAUUAGACAGUGUUGUGGGACUUAGUUGUUUAGCAGAGUUAUAGCAUGGGGGCAGGGGCGGGAAAAUAUCUUGUGUCUGAUUGUUUUGGCAUGCAAUAGCAUCAUCUUGAGGAAAGAAGUUGAAACAGUUUAUGUUCAAGAUGUGAGGCUCUGUGGAUAUUUUCACAGCCCUCUUACUGCUGUAUACAGGUCCUCAAUGGAAGGCAGACAUGUUGCAAUUAUUGUUUCUGCAAUCUUAACUAUCUGUUGAAGUCUUUAUCUAUCUAGUUUGGUUGCUGUGCCAAAUCAGCCAGUUAUAGAGGUGCAAAUGACAGACUCCAUAUUUGACAGAUGACAUAAUUUGACAACUACCAAAAUUCUACAGUUUUUCUGAGUGGAGAUAAUUAGGGGCUCCUAAGCAACUGGAAAUCUUGUUCAGAUAGAUGCCUUAUUUUUUUUUUUCCAAGAGAGAAUAAUUUUUGUUCCCAGAUUAACAUUUAUGUUAAUUAUAUUACAGAAUACCAGUGUCAAUGCUGCAAAUACUGGAUAUUCUUGCUUGCCAUAUAUGAAGAAGCAAACCUGUUUCAUUUAGCUGUAUAGCAUUUCUAGAGUUCAGGCAGACAGUAGUAGUUAAGGGAUGGGAAAGUAUGCAAGUUAACCAUAACAAUGUCUGGGCACAGUGUGGCCAAGGUCAGCUCAGCUGCAACAGGAGGGGCACCUCACACUUCACAUUAAUUGGAGAAUGUGAUUGAUGACUGUAAA
Molecule: messenger RNA, 1944 nt
Organism: Crotalus tigris (Tiger rattlesnake)
Lineage: Eukaryota; Metazoa; Chordata; Lepidosauria; Squamata; Viperidae
Product: olfactory receptor 6X1-like
Exons: 3
Coding region: 73-1023 (316 amino acids)
Biological process (GO): G protein-coupled receptor signaling pathway
Cellular component (GO): membrane
Molecular function (GO): olfactory receptor activity; G protein-coupled receptor activity
Source: RefSeq, a predicted model, not a curated record